AUGUUCCGCGGUCGUAUAGAGCUCAUUAUCGGCCCGAUGUUCGCCGGCAAAACAACGGAGCUGAUGCGCCGUGUCAAGCGCGAGAUCUACGCCCGUCGCAGCUGCUUCGUCAUCAAGUACUCUAAGGACACCCGCUACGAUGAGCACAACGUUGCUUCACACGACCAGCUGAUGCUGCGGGCGCAGGCGGCCGUCUCGCGGCUGACGGAGGUGCAGGACACGUGGAAGCGGUUCGACGUGCUGGCGAUUGACGAGGGUCAGUUCUUCUCUGACCUGGUAGAUUUUUGCAACACCGCCGCCGACGCGGGCAAGGUAGUCAUGGUGUCGGCCCUCGACGGCGAUUACCGGCGCAAGCCGUUUGGGCAGAUCUGCGAGCUCGUCCCGUACUGCGAGGCGGUGGAUAAGUUGACGGCGGUGUGCAUGAUGUGCCACGAGCAGCCGGCCUGCUUUACUCGCCGCACCGUGAACGUGGAGCAGCAGGAGCUCAUUGGUGGCGCAGACAUGUACAUUGCGACCUGCCGCGAGUGCUACUCGAAGCAGCAGCUGCCCUCCAUCGAGGAGAUGCGGAUGCAGCAGAUGGCCAUCAAGGAAGUGGAGAAGCGCUACCUCGGCAUGUCAAGCAAGAAGGCAACCACCGGUCCCCAGACACCCGAGAAGCCGGCUGGCGGCUGGGGCACUAAGACCGGAGUCGCGACGCUGACCACGAUGGCAACGGAGGGAGCCGCCUCCUCUGGGGCGUCGGCCGGUAUGAAGUCGGGUCGAGACCCGUGCGAGCUGCCGGACUUCACCACCGAGGCACCAAAGUACCAGCGUGUGGAGCCCACGUGCAAGGCUUCGGCUGCAUCCUCCGAGUGA
This is a messenger RNA of Leishmania mexicana MHOM/GT/2001/U1103, 855 nucleotides long. RefSeq names its product putative thymidine kinase. The coding region runs from base 1 to 855 and encodes 284 amino acids. Gene Ontology annotation, molecular function: thymidine kinase activity; ATP binding. Gene Ontology annotation, biological process: thymidine metabolic process. Lineage: Eukaryota; Euglenozoa; Kinetoplastea; Trypanosomatida; Trypanosomatidae. The transcript has a single exon. The record is from RefSeq and is a predicted model, not a curated record.